This is a messenger RNA of Cololabis saira (Pacific saury), 1051 nucleotides long. RefSeq names its product chemerin-like receptor 1. The transcript is spliced from 2 exons. The coding region runs from base 1 to 957 and encodes 318 amino acids. The record is from RefSeq and is a predicted model, not a curated record. Gene Ontology annotation, cellular component: plasma membrane. Gene Ontology annotation, biological process: inflammatory response; complement receptor mediated signaling pathway; phospholipase C-activating G protein-coupled receptor signaling pathway. Lineage: Eukaryota; Metazoa; Chordata; Actinopteri; Beloniformes; Belonidae. Gene Ontology annotation, molecular function: G protein-coupled receptor activity; complement receptor activity.
AUGCUAAACAAGGCUUCAGUCAACUCCGUGUGGUUUCUCAACUUGGCUCUGGCUGACUUCCUCUUCAUGACCUUCCUGAUUUUCUCAAUCAUCUCUCUCUCCCAGAAGCAUCAAUGGCCGUUUGGACGGCUCAUGUGCAAGCUUAACAACUUUGUAAACCUGGUCAACAUGUUUGCCAGCGUCUUUCUUCUGACAGCCAUAAGUCUGGAUCGCUGCUUCUCCGUCUGGGUGGUGGUGUGGGCACAAAAUAAACGCACAGUCCGCAAGGCUCAGAUAAUAAGUGCUGUAAUGUGGGUGGUUGCUGGGAUCUGCAGCAUCCCUAAUGUCACUUUUCGCACCCUUAUAAAGAGAAAUAACAUAACGUUUUGUGUUUAUCCUGGAACAAUGACAAGUGGACAAAAAUGGAGCCUCAAUAUUUUCCGCUUUGUCAUGGGGUUCCUCAUUCCAUUCCUGGUCAUUCUCGUGUCUCAUGUGGCCAUAGGCGUCCGUGCCAGCCGCAUGCAUAGAAUAAAGAAAAAGAGAUCUCGCCGAGUAAUUUUCUCCAUUAUUUUUGCAUUUUUCAUCUGUUGGUUGCCCUUUCAUGUUGUCAGUUUUAUGGAAUUGAAAGUGAGCGAUAACCCAGGUCUCAUAAACAUUCUUCGUAUCGGAUCUCCUCUAAGUUUGAGCCUGGCUUACAUGAACAGCUGUCUGAACCCCAUUCUCUAUGUCUUCAUGUGUAAUGAGUUUCAGAAGAAGCUUCAACAGUCAGUAUGUUUUGUUUUAGAGAGUGCCCUGGCAGAGGACAACCUCUCAUUUGCAUCCUCUCGAUCCUUGUCUUCACACUCUUCACGGAUUUCCCGAAAGUCAGAUUCUGCUCCUCCUUUAGAUGUCAACGAUGCAACUCCUCCUUUAACCUUCACUGCAGCCAUCACUGAGGGGACAAAAGACAAAAGAAAUUGUAGUAUUAGUGAAAAAUAAUACAGAUGGCAAGAUAAACAUACCAUAUGUCUCAAAGUGUGAUAUCUGUGAACAAAAGACUUCUUUUGCUGUGUUUUGAUCAUAUUGACUUUUU